Molecule: messenger RNA, 1230 nt
Organism: Bipolaris zeicola 26-R-13
Lineage: Eukaryota; Fungi; Ascomycota; Dothideomycetes; Pleosporales; Pleosporaceae
Exons: 1
Coding region: 1-1230 (409 amino acids)
Source: RefSeq, a predicted model, not a curated record
AUGCCGUCCUUUAGUUUCUGGAAGAGCUCAAAGACAGAGGAGUCGGCACAUGAACCACUGCUCGCUACACAUACAACAUGCGAUGAGGUCGACAUUCCCGAUAUCAUCAUACCAAAAAAUCUAGAUCUCGAUCCAGGAAAAGAGGAUUCAGGUGUUUUUCUUUUUGAUGAAUUAGAUCCUCGGCCACCAACGUUGUCUCCCCCACAGGUGACGACAGAGGUUGGUGGUGCGUGCAUAAGAGAGACGUUCAUUUCACCGGUACCUGAAAAGGCGGCUGAACGGAUCGACUCACCUCUAGAGGGUUUGGUAGAGCAAUCCCCUCUUCGACCUCGGGUCCCCGAACAAUGCGUGCUCAGCGAGACUGCUCACGAGGACCCUCCCAUGGUUGCAAUGGAUGUAUCCACAACAACGCCAAAAGAAAACAAUUAUAAUGUCGAAACCUCCAAAAACGACGGCUCUAUGCCUUCAUCUCAGCCCGCAGUCUCUACUCCAUCAAUGUCACCAAAACAGGCCGCCCCGGCCAAACCAGCCACACACCAGCGCAAAACCUCAAUAGCGCGUCUCCGCAGACCUGCGGAAUUAAAUCUAGCAACAAAUACCACUUCAUCCUCUCCAUCUCAACCUUGCUCAGAACUAGAGCAGCGCUACGCCCUGAUCCGCAACUCCAAGACGCAGUCUAAAGCCGCGCUACGCUCCCCUACCGCUCUCCUCGAGGAACGUCUCAACCUAACCCCCAAGAAAACGCCAGGAAGCGAGAACAAAGUCCGAAUCUUCACUCCUCCGGUAACACCAGAAAACGGAUGCUGGAUCCCCGGUCCAGGCGCCGCCACCAACGCCUUCACCAGCUCCUCAAUACGUGCAUGCACAGAAAAGUCCGGACGCCCAGCAUGGUGGUGCAAGUUCGACAAACUAGUUGUUUUUGACGGUAUCGACCAAGAUGCAUCGGGGGAAAUGACGAUUCGCACCAGAACGAGCAAGGGAUUGAGCAUUGCAAGGCGAAGAGGCGAUAUAGAAUCUAUUCUCAUCCCGCUGGACUGCAGCCACUGCCAGGAAAUGCUGAAGAGGCAUGAGUGGAAGUACGAUAUGCGCGUCUGCAAACGGAGCGUAUGCUGGGACUGCAAAGAGAGGUGUAAGUGGGAGGCGGAAGAGGAGAAGAGGACGACAAGUGUGCAGAAAACGGGUAAAGCAGAGGGCAACAGGUUCCGUGCGGAUAGUGUGUUGCAAGAGUAG